Messenger RNA from Helianthus annuus (common sunflower), 1241 nucleotides. RefSeq names its product AB hydrolase superfamily protein YfhM. The transcript is spliced from 4 exons. NCBI's taxonomy places the organism in Eukaryota, Viridiplantae, Streptophyta, Magnoliopsida, Asterales, Asteraceae. Bases 68 to 1021 code for a protein of 317 amino acids. The record is from RefSeq and is a predicted model, not a curated record. Gene Ontology annotation, molecular function: hydrolase activity.
GUCAACAAGUAACUAACAUUACACCAGUAUAUUAUAAUAACAAUCACUUGAAACUUCAAAAAACAAAAUGGAUCAAAUCAAACACAACUUCAUUGAAGUCAACGGGCUCAAUCUCCACGUAGCCGAGAUCGGAUCAGAGUCCUCACCAGCAGUGAUUUUCCUCCACGGAUUCCCGGAGAUAUGGUACACGUGGCGCCACCAAAUGAUCGCGGUCGCAAACGCCGGUUUCAGAGCCAUUGUACCCGAUUACAGAGGAUACGGGUUAUCUGAUAUCCCUGAAGAACCCGAGAAGACCUCUUUUUUUGAUUUUGUCAAAGAUACUGCGUCCAUUUUGGAUUAUCUCAAUAUUUCUAAGGUGUUUGUUAUUGGUAAAGAUUUUGGAUCAAUGGUUGGCUACACAUUCGCCCUUUUCAACCCACAGAAAGUUGCAGCUAUUGUAUCGCUCGGUGUGGCUUUUAGGCCCCCUGGUUCCCGGGCUCAUCAAGCCCUCCCCGAAGGCUACUACAUUAACCGCUGGAAGGAACCUGGAAGAGCUGAAGCUGAUUUUGGCCGGUUUGAUGUUAAAACAGUGGUGAAGAACAUUUACAUUAUUUUCUCUAGAAGUGAGAUACCGAUAGCCAAUGAAAACCAAGAGAUAAUGGAUUUGGUUGACCCGUCGACUCCUCUACCCUCUUGGUUCACAGAGGAUGACCUUGCGGUAUAUGGGGAUUUGUAUCAGAAGUCCGGAUUUCAAACUCCACUUCAAGUUCCUUACAGGAUUUUAAAUAGCAAAGUUGAAGUGUCAAAACAAGCUCCAAAAGAUCUGAAAGUAGAAGCUCCAACACUAUUGAUCAUGGGCGAGAAAGAUUUUGUGUUUGGGUUACCUGGAACCGCAGAAUAUAUAAGGAGCGGCGAGGUGAAGAAAUACGUACCCAACUUGGAAACCAUAUAUAUUGCUGAAGGAUCGCAUUUCGUUCAUGAACAAUUUCCCGACCAGGUUAACCAACUCAUCCUCAACUUUCUCAAUUGCCACAAACAUUAGUGAGUAAAGAUCUCGGGUUUGAAUCGACAUAUGGAUGAAUCUAAAAGACUGAAACUUGUUUUUAUUAUCUUUUAGUAAUAAUUAAAUAUAGAACUUAAUGUAAUACACAUUUGAAUUAUGUCAUCAAUAAAAUACAGAACUUGUUUGUGUAACAAUAAACAAACUGGCCUGUUUUCUUCUUUUAUCAUAUCAUAAUCGUAUUAUCAUGUCAUGUUAUACA